Molecule: messenger RNA, 3073 nt
Organism: Oncorhynchus gorbuscha (pink salmon)
Lineage: Eukaryota; Metazoa; Chordata; Actinopteri; Salmoniformes; Salmonidae
Product: leucine-rich repeat-containing protein 3-like
Exons: 2
Coding region: 531-1328 (265 amino acids)
Cellular component (GO): extracellular matrix
Molecular function (GO): protein binding
Source: RefSeq, a predicted model, not a curated record
UCGGGUCACUACAGUACCUUUUAUUAUGACAGCAACAAGUGGAGGCGGUGCGCUGGCGAGGUGAGUUAUACCUCCUGCGCUCAUUCUAUGUUCGGUCCCUCUCCACUCGAUACUGAUUCGUUUGUUGGUUUGCAUGUUACUUUACGUCGAUGGAGCAACCGUACAGCCCUGACUGGACCAUGCUCUCAUUCUGAAAACAAGUCGGGAGAAAAAGACAAGAUUCCUUGCCUUCAGAGGACUGAGUGAUAGGCUGUCCUGAAACUUGUGCUACAGUAUGUCUGGAUCGAAAUGAUAUGCCCACUCCUUUCCUCUUCUGUCUAGUUGGAACCCAUCUUUUGUAUUCCUCCAGACUGUCCUUGGUCAAACUCUACAGUCACUUCACUGGACUCUAAUGGAUGGAUAUGGGGAUGAAGAUAGAGGGUUAUUAAUCUGGUAUGAUAUGUAUAUGAGUAGCUGCUGUGUACCAUCAAUAGUCAUUGAAACCUGCUCUGGAACCGCAGGGAUAGUCAGGUCUUUUACCGGCUGAGCUAAUGGGGCCUCCUCAGCCACGUUGGCAAGUCCUGUUCCCUUCUUUCUGUGUCUCCACUUCCCCCGUGAGGACGUUGUGUCUCGUGGUGGCCCUCGUGGUUGUCAUGGCGACACCGUGCCCCAAGAGCUGCCACUGCUCGGAGAGGAAUGGCGUGGUGGUGCAGUGCGUCUCCCGGAGCCUUGACCAGAUCCCUCCGGACCUACCGGAAGACACCGUCACCCUCCUGCUCUCGUCCAACCGGAUCAGCCACAUCCCCAACCAGGCCUUCAAGGACCUCCGCCGCCUCAAGGAGCUGGACCUGUCGCAUAACCACAUCGAGAGUAUCGACGCAGGGGCCUUCCUGGGGGUCUCCGAGGGACUCCGCUCCCUGGACCUCUCCAACAACCAGCUCCACAGCGUCCCCAAGGAGGCCUUCACCAAGCUGAGUGCCCGUAUAAGACUCUCCAACAACCCCUGGCACUGCGAGUGUUCCCUCCAGGAGGUACUGAGGGAGCUGAGGCUGGACCCUGAGACGGUCAACGAGGUGAGCUGCCACACCUCUGUCCAGGACGAGUACGCCGGCCGGCCCGUCAUUCAGGUCCUGGACUCUGGCAUCAACUUCUGUAACUUUCACCACAAGACCACCGACGUGGCCAUGUUCGUGACCAUGUUCUGCUGGUUCGCCAUGGUGAUCGCCUACGUCAUCUACUACGUCAGGCACAACCAGGAGGACGCGAGGAGACACAUGGAGUACCUCAAGUCUCUACCCAGAUCCUCCCAGAUCACCAAGGACUUUGACACAGCCAGCACUGUGCUCUAGCAGUGGUCUAUGUGUGGUGGCAGUGACAGCGGUGGGGGUUCUUACAUGUCCAUGGGAUAGUAAACACAGUGGCACAGUUGCAAGGUGUAUGUAACUAUUUUGAAUGUGAAGACGGGCCUCUGGACGAGCCACUGGACUGCACCUGCCCGUCUGCACGUGCCUGACCGGCUCGCAGUGGGCCUCGGGUUCGUCAGUGCAAUCAACGUGCCCCUUUUUGUGUCGACUGUUUAUGAAGUCAUGGGGUCAAUACCUUUUGAGAUUUCUGACUCAAUUCCAACCGACUUUUUUGUCGAUUGUUGUAAUUUUUAUUUUACAGUAUUUAUUUUUAAUUGGGAAGAAACAUGACCUCUACUUCUCAUCGUCAUAUGUUUUCCCAACAGUAGGAUUUAAUGAGAAAUAUAUUGUAUAAGUCUCUGAGAGUGUCUCCAUAUUGAUUUGGUUGUUGUGUGAUUGGUUGUAGUGCUAUACAGUACUAUUGAUCUAGUCAUUGUGAUUGGCUGUUACACUGGACUGAAUGUUCAUCUUGUGUCUUCAAGUGCCUAGAAACAGUAAACAGUAACUCAACCAAGGCACUGUGAAAACAAAUGUUGAACUACAAAAUCCCUUUAAAGCUAGAAUCCUUAUCCACUGGGCACAGAUGUCAUUUCAAUGUCUAGUUUUGAUCUAAUUUUGGUUGAGUUGUCAGCUAACGUCAAUUCGAUGUGAAAUCAACAAAACAUUUCACCAUGUCAUUUGGUUUAGGUUAAAAGUUGGGUGAAAAAAAUACGACAUUCCCUUACGUUGAUGACUUUUUAAAAAAUCUAAUCAGUUUCCCACAUUGAUUCAACAUCAUAACAUAGAUUUUGGAUUUUAAAGGAUGGUGGAAACAACGUUGAUUCAAUCAAUUUUUGCCCAGUGGGAGUUGUUAGAUUCAUUCUUUGACUUAUAAAUGAAUGAUACAUACCCAUUGAUUCUUAAUGUAUAAAUGCCUCAUGAGCUUAGUUCAACUGUCGUACCCAAUCAGAACCCCAGAUAUGUGCUUUUUUUGCUUCAAUGUUUGCAAACAAGCUACAUGUAAACAAAUACUGUAUAGCUUUAAAACAUGGUUAAAACUGUCGUUUGUUUGAUUAUGUCCAUAGCUAUGUCUAUGAAUUUGACAGUGGUUCCAUUUCUCCAGGCAUUUUACUAAACAGAGGGGUACCACUUUGUUAUUGAUUUAGCUGAAGAUUCUAGCUUUAAUAUGUCAUGUUAAAUAUUUUAGAUGUUGUGAAGGGUGUUAUGAAUCAUUUACCAUUACUCAUUUUGGCAAUCAAUGUGAUGCCACUUUCAGGACAUAAAUCUUUAAAUACUCAUAUCGGAUUUAGUUCCCAAACUGUCAAACACCCUUCUACAGACGUUGAUCGAUGCUGAUGUUGCGUCAGAGAGUCUAUGAUGACCAACAGUUGGAAGUAGUCUAUACUUCCUUAGUAGUGUAUGUGUUCUGUAUUGUUUUGUCUCUAUUGGUUUGUAUGUUUGUCCCUUUUAAUGGUAUGGGAUGUAGUUUAUGGAGAGAGAAACUAAUGAAAGGAAAGUGAGAAAAGGAGACAUUCUAUUGUUUUAUUGAGACUUGUGUUGAAACGGAGAAACUUUGACCAUGAAAUCUGUCUUUGUCUGUCGGGAUAUGGGGAUAUGACUUGAUCUUGUUGCGCUCGUCUCUGUUUGUAAUUAUUCUUAGCAAAAUGGUUGUGAAUCAACCGUUGUCGUUUUUAUAUCUGAAAUAAAACGGU